CCGGUCCCCUUACUCUAUAAGAAGGCAAUCACCUCCUCUGUUCUUGAUUUUUCUGAAAAUAGAGAGGGAUAAAAAAAAUGCUUGCUGCUAAUACCACUCCCACUAUCAAGUUUCAUCUCCCCUCUUCUUCGGGAAUUCUCUUCUCUUCAGACCUCAACUCCAUUCCUUUCUCUCCCUCAUCAAACGCAAGAUUCAAUUCCUCGCGCUCGGUCCGUUCCCUUCGAAUCAGAAGUGCGGCCACCAAACCUGCUAAGUCACCUGCUGAAGAAGACUGGAAGAUCAAGCGUGAGUAUCUACUUCAGAAAAGGGUACGCAGUGUUGAAGUAAAGGAGGCUUUGCGCCUUCAAAACGAAAACAACUUUGUUAUUCUAGAUGUUCGCCCUGAAGCAGAAUUUAAGGAGUCUCAUCCACCAGGUGCUAUUAAUGUACAAAUAUAUCGACUUAUAAAGGAAUGGACUGCAUGGGAUAUUGCUCGGCGUGCUGCAUUUGCAUUUUUUGGGAUAUUCUCUGGAACAGAAGAGAAUCCUGAGUUUAUACAAAAUGUGGAGUCCAAACUUGAUAAAGAUGCAAAAAUUAUAGUAGCAUGCUCAUCAGGGGGAACAAUGAGACCAUCACAAAAUCUUCCAGAAGGCCAACAAUCCAGAUCUCUGAUAGCAGCCUACUUGCUGGUCCUGAAUGGAUAUAAAAAUGUAUUUCAUUUAGAUGGAGGGCUCUAUUCAUGGUUCAAAGAAGGGCUACCUGUUGUUGCAGAAACAGAGUGAGAGGCUGAGAUUAGAUUAUAACUUCUUAGCACUAGAUUUUGUUCCAAGCUACAUAAUUUAUGAUGUUCUUAACAUUUAAGAGCUCUAUAUAUGUAUUCCAUGGCACAUGAGGAAGCUUUUUCUCACUCCCCCAACUUUCAAAUAAAGCUUUGUUUUAUGACAUUAGAGAGUAUGCACUCAGUCUGGUAUCUUAAAAUGGCUUGAUUCUAGCCUUUCAA
Molecule: messenger RNA, 979 nt
Organism: Elaeis guineensis (African oil palm)
Lineage: Eukaryota; Viridiplantae; Streptophyta; Magnoliopsida; Arecales; Arecaceae
Product: rhodanese-like domain-containing protein 14, chloroplastic
Cellular component (GO): chloroplast
Source: RefSeq, a predicted model, not a curated record